Molecule: messenger RNA, 1414 nt
Organism: Coffea eugenioides
Lineage: Eukaryota; Viridiplantae; Streptophyta; Magnoliopsida; Gentianales; Rubiaceae
Product: protein DMR6-LIKE OXYGENASE 2-like
Exons: 3
Coding region: 194-1252 (352 amino acids)
Molecular function (GO): dioxygenase activity
Source: RefSeq, a predicted model, not a curated record
AUGCUUGCAAAAUGAAACCCAAACACGUUUUACCAUAUAUAUCACAAAUGUCUAGGUUCGGUGAAUCUCAAUCAUCUGCUACAGCUGCAGCAUAUAAGGCCAUUCAGCAUUAUCAAUCUGACCCGAGUUGUCUCUGCCACUGCUGUAGGAGUGCUGCUAGUUCUUAGACUUUUAGCAGAACAAUAUCCAAGCCAUGGGAGAGGCAGCAGUAGACCCAGCUUUUGUUCAAGACAUUGAACACAGGCCUAAACCCACAAGAAUUGAAGCUGAAGGCAUCCCACUCAUUGAUCUCUCUGCGUUAAACUCUCCCCAUUCUGAUGCUGAUUUGGCGCGCCUGGUCUCUGAGAUAGGUGAUGCAUCCCAAAAAUGGGGUUUUUUCCAAGUUAUCAAUCAUGGGGUUCCAUUGGAAUGCCGAGAAAAGAUCGAACUGGCAUCGAGAAAAUUCUUUGCUUUACCCAAAGAGGAGAAGUUAAAGGUGGGGAGGGACGAAGCGAAUCCUUACGGAUACUAUGAUACCGAGCAUACAAAAAAUGUUAGAGACUGGAAAGAAGUGUUUGAUUUCUCUGUGAAGAAUCCUACAUUUAUUCCAGCUUCUCAUGAACCCGAUGAUCAAGAAGUCAGGGAAUUGACUAAUCAAUGGCCUCAAAAUCCUCCGGAGUUGAGGGAAGUUUGCGAAGACUAUGCUCAUGAAGUGGAAAAACUGGCUUUCAAGUUAUUGGAGCUAAUAGCUCUGAGUUUGGGGUUGCCCAAGAACAGGUUCAAUGGCUUCUUUGAGGACGAAACGACCUUUAUCAGGCUCAAUCACUACCCACCUUGUCCUAGCCCUCAUUUGGCUCUCGGGGUUGGUCGACAUAAGGAUGCUGGGGCCUUGACCAUUCUUGCUCAAGAUGAUGUUGGAGGACUUGAAGUGAAGAGCAAAACUGAUGGAGAGUGGAUUCUUGUGAAACCAACUCCUAAUGCUUAUAUCAUCAAUGUUGGUGACAUUAUCCAGGUGUGGAGCAAUGAGAAAUAUGAGAGUGUAGAACACAGGGUGAGUGUGAAUUCUGAGAAGGAAAGGUUUUCCAUUCCGUUCUUCUUCAAUCCAGCACACCAUACCUGGGUUCAACCCUCGGAGGAACUCAUCAAUGAGCAGAAUCCUCUCAAGUAUAAGCCCUAUAACUGGGGAAAGUUCUUCACAACCAGAAAGCGCAGUAAUUUCAAGAAACUUAAUGUUGAAAAUUUGCAAAUAUAUCAUUUCAAGAUUGAUAACUAAGAAGCUGCUGUAUUGGUGCUUGCUCGUGUUAAAACAUGUAAUAUGCUUUCAGCUUUUCACCUUGCCCGGGAAGGCUACUUAUUCUGUAUCUGUAAAUGAGUGAAGAAUAAAAUUAGAAGUGCUGAAAUAAAGGAUCACAGCUCACUUGAGUAUCCUACUUUA